AUGGUGACCCGCCGCCGAGCACACAACAAUCCCUCCUCCGGGAGCUCCGCCGCUACCGCCGCCGCCGCCGCCCCCGGUCCCGGCGGGACCAGCGGGGCGAGUGGUCUGACUACCGAGCAGCGAGCGGUGGCCGUUGCCCGGUGCAUGUCGCCGGGUGAAGGGUGUCGCUCGGAGCUCCGGUCGAGGGCGGUACUGGCGCUCGCGAACGCGGCCUCUUUUCCCUUCUCGGAGGGACUCCGCGAGCUGGUGCAGGAAGCGCUGUCGUGGGGUGGAGCGCUGGACGCAGAGCUGCGCCGCGCGGCUACGACGCUGAGCCUGUCCCAGAUCGUGCAGCGGUACCACGUGAAAGGGUUCAACCUCGUCGACGCCCCUCGUGCGACACGCCUGCUCAGGCAUGUGCUGGCGCAGGUCGCCCACGCGUACAGCCACCUCAGCGAGACCAACGUCUACGUGGAGUUCCUAGAGAACCUCGCCGGAUCGUACCCGGGGCGAGGCUCCGCCGACCCCGACGCAGCAGCCGCGAACGGUAACGACGGCGGCGGCGGCGGCGGCGGCGGCGGCAGUGGUAUCAUCUCCGAGAUCUCAGGAAAGGCGGGCCCAGGGCGCGGCCGUAGUUGUAGUGGUGGCAGCCUGACCACUGACUUGGCGGCGCAUCGGGUUCGGGUUGCGGGUGUGCUGCAUCGGCUGCCGGUGGGUGACGCCAGGCGCGUGGCGGAAGAAGUGCUCCUGUACCUCGUCCGCCUCCUCGAAGACCUUGAGCUCGACGCCGGCACCGCCGGUCUCAAGCCCGGGCAGCUGUGGGGAUGCAAGGCCAUCUCAGCGGCAGAGGAAAACGGCAUCGCUGCCGUUUUCGCCGCGGAGAACGCGGUGGUGGUUCUCGAGCCAGGGUCAGACGCCGAGGAGGCGGCGCUUGUUGCCUCGGCCGCGGCUGCGGUGGUGACCUUCCUGCGGGAGAUGCAGCAGCGGAGCGGCGGCGGCAGCGGCGGAAGCGGCGGCGCGGGUGGCUGGGAGAAGCUCGGGUGA
Molecule: messenger RNA, 1023 nt
Organism: Ectocarpus sp. CCAP 1310/34
Lineage: Eukaryota; Phaeophyceae; Ectocarpales; Ectocarpaceae
Source: the annotation of a GenBank genome assembly